CAGAAGACCAGCAUCUCGGACGCUGUGGCGGAUCUGGUGGCCACUAAGAAGCGCAAAGGAGAGAUUCCCUCCACCCUCAUCUACGCGCUCACUACCCGUGAAGUGGACGAGAUUGCUGCCUACCUCAAUCAACCCACGGUCCUGAACGGCCGAGCGGGGCGGUACCAUGGCAAGAUGUCGGCAUCAGAGCGACGAGAGUCCCAUGCGGCCUUCAUGCGGGACGACCUUGAUGUGCUGGUGGCGUCCGUUGCCUACGGCAUGGGCAUCGACAAGCCCAACAUCCGCACCAUCCUGCACUGGGGCUGCCCCGCUUCCGUGGAGGCUUACUACCAGCAAGCGGGCCGCGCGGG
This is a messenger RNA of Astrephomene gubernaculifera, 350 nucleotides long. The record is from the annotation of a GenBank genome assembly. Lineage: Eukaryota; Viridiplantae; Chlorophyta; Chlorophyceae; Chlamydomonadales; Astrephomenaceae.